GAGCUGCCUGCAUACAAAUCCACUAUCCCUGCUGCUUCAUAAACAACUGCUCAAAGAAUCAGAACCUGAUUCCAGGUGCUCAGACUUCUAGAACUGAUCGAUUGUUUUGAGGUCAAGAGAUGGAUCAGUCUUUUGCAAUCGAGGACACAUUAGAAAAAGGAGAUGCAUGCCUUAUUGCGUUACAAGGAAUCUUGGUCACACCGGAUAGCAAUGAAAGCCGACUUAUGGGGCUCGUGGAGAACAAAGAAACAUUAGCAAUAUUCUUGUACAAGCACAAGAGAAUGGCUAUUUGUGCUGAUGAUGUUUCACUGGAUGAAAUCAUUCCAUUGGCAGAUGGUUUUAUCAUAGAACAAGUGAUGCCGGCAGAAGGUUUUCAUAUUAUUGGAACUGACAUAACCAUCAGAAUUAGGUCCCUGGAUAUGGACAUUGUGAUGCAUCUUCCUUUUGGCUCCCACACUCAAGAGUUUCUCCGGAAAGUUAACCAGCCUCUUGAAGAAGCACUUCCUGGGUUCCCAUCUCAGCAGUUUGCUUGGCUAAGGAAAUACUGCCAACAAAACAUUCCCAAUUUAAACAGCCUAUUUUUGAACAACAUGAAUUAUGAGGAAGAUAGACCAGUAUCUGGGCUGGAUAUUAAUUCUGUAUCAGAUCUUGAAGCUGAGAAAAUGACCAUGAAUGGGCAGUGGCUAAAAGCCAAUCAAAGAUUUGACCCCUCCCGGUCUCCACAAAUGUCCCUUAGGCACAAUAAAAAUAAAGCCACUUUUACUGACAUGGUGCGAUCAGCAGAUGUACUCUCCGCAAACAAAUCCGAGAUGGUGCCUUUCACUAAAUUUGGCCUGCGAGACAAUUUAAUUAAGUCGGAACUUCUCAAGAACGAAGAUGCCUACAUUUCCAUUGAGAAUUACAGGUUUUUUGUUGGAACAUACAAUGUAAAUGGACAGUCUCCCAGGGAAAGCUUGCAGUCCUGGCUUAGCCAAGACUCGGAACCUCCAGAUCUAUACUGCAUUGGGUUUCAAGAACUUGACCUCAGCAAAGAAGCUUUCUUUUUCAAUGACACACCCAAGGAAGAAGAGUGGUUCAAAGCUGUAUCUGAUGGUCUGCACCCUAAGGCUAAAUAUGCAAAGAUAAAAUUGAUACGCCUAGUUGGGAUCAUGCUACUGCUCUACAUCAAGAAGGAACUCGCAGUUAAUGUCUCUGAAGUGGAAGCAGAGACAGUGGGGACAGGAAUAAUGGGAAGGAUGGGUAAUAAGGGAGGUGUUGCUAUCAGUUUCCGGUUUCACAACACUCGUCUGUGCAUUGUAAAUUCUCACCUGGCUGCUCAUGUUGAAGAGUUUGAGAGGAGAAACCAGGACUUCCGGGAAAUCUGUUCUCGAAUGCAGUUUGCCCAAGCAGAUCCUACACUUUCGCCUUUGACCAUUCACAAGCAUGACGUGGUGUUAUGGCUUGGAGACCUGAACUACAGACUGAAGGAUAUAGAGGUGGAGAUGGUUAAGAAAUGUAUCGAUAACCAGGAUUACAAAACUCUCCACAAAUUUGAUCAGUUGAAGCAGCAAAUUGAUGUCAAAGCUGUGUUUGAGGGAUUUACUGAGGGACAGAUAACGUUUCAGCCCACCUACAAAUAUGAUCCUGGCACUGAUGAAUGGGAUACAAGUGAAAAAUGUCGCACUCCUGCGUGGUGUGACCGUGUAUUGUGGAAAGGCAAGCAUGUAAAACAGCUGGAAUACCGAAGUCAUAUGGAUCUGAAAACCAGUGACCACAAGCCUGUCAGCUCUGUUUUUGAUAUUGGGAUAAAAGUAGUAAAUGAAGAACUGUACAAGAAAACAUUUGAAGAGAUUGUGCGGUGUCUUGAUAAGAUGGAGAAUGAUUGCAUACCUUCCGCUGCCUUGUCACAAAGAGAGUUUCACUACAAAGAUGUGAAGUACAGGCAACUUCAAGUACAGACAUUUACUAUUCAUAAUGAUGGACAAGUUGCUUGUCAGUUUGAAUUCAUCAGGAAACUCGAUGAGGAAUCCUACAGCAAGCCCUGGCUUAGAGCUAAUCCCAGUAAAGGAUUUCUUACUCCAGGUUCAAAUAUGCAGAUAGAGUUAGAAGUGUUUGUCAAUAACCAAACUGCUGCUACACUCAACGCAGCUGAAGAAAAAAUUGAAGACAUUCUUAUUCUGCACCUUGACAGAGGAAAGGAUUUCUUUUUGUCGGUGACAGGAAACUAUCUGCACAGUUGCUUUGGCUCAUCCAUUCAGAUGCUGUGUUACAUGAAUGGCUACAUGAGAGACAUGUCAGAAGAAUCCAUCAAGCGACUGGCUCACAUGCCCCUACAGAUGAAGGAAACUUUCCUUGGUGCAGAGGAGCCUUCUAAAAUCCCCAAAGAGCUCUGGAUGAUGGUUGACCAUCUGUAUCGUAAUGCAUCUAAACAGGAGGAUUUGUUCCAACAACCUGGGUUAAUGUCGGAGUUUGAAGCCAUCAGAGACUGCCUGGACUCUGGAUAUCCAGAAUCCCUACCUGGCAGCAACCAUUCUGUUGUAGAAGCACUGUUACUCUUCCUGGAGGCCCUUCCUGAGCCCGUCAUCUGUUACCAGUCUUAUCAGAAAUGUCUGGAGUCUAUUGGAGAUUAUUCUAACAGCAAAGAGGUUGUGUCCAUGUUACCGCUGUACCAUAAAAAUGUCUUUAAGUAUUUGAUCUCCUUUCUGCGGGAGCUGCUGAGUAACUCUGACGAGAACCAUCUGGAUAUCAAAAUUCUAGCCAGUAUAUUUGGAAACUUGCUGCUCCGACCCCCACCUGACUGGCCAAAACCCAGCAACUCGGACAAGUGGAAGUGCCAGGAGUUUGUACAACAAUUCCUCCAGCUUGGGGACCCAUGAACAUCACCCAAAGUAUAGUAUUUGACAGCUCCCAUUCCAGUAUUUUCUGCAUCAGUCAGGGUUACUACAACACCUUUGGUGAAUGGACAUUUGACCUCUUAAGAUUGUAAAUUUUAUUUGUCGUUUAUUCAAGACUGCAUAAUUUUGCUGGAUUAGCUCAUUUAGCAGAGAGUGUGUGCAUUCUGUGUACUGAACUGAUAUGAUGGCAGGCUUACUGCAUGAGACAUGCACUGAUUCUUCACGAUGGUUCUCUGCCAGGAAACAAACCUAUCUACCUGUGUUGAUUCAUUCAGCAAACCAAAAAUGAAACACCAACUGCACAUUGCUUUUCUAAAAUAUAUAUUGCUGUGCCUGCUUCUUCUACAAUGGAACUGGUUGUUAAAUUGGAUUUCCACACAAAAGAGAGGUAAACCAAGUGUCCCAAGAACGUAGCUGUUUAACUCGUGAAACAGCUUGUGAAAACACCUAGUUUUAUAGGUUGUUCAGAGUAAAUGGCACCAAGAAAUCCAAUGGGUUACCAAACCCUCUUCUAUAUUCCUCAGCUUCAUGGAGUUUUGUUCAUUUUUUCCAUCAUCAUCACUGCAAGCGAUUAUGGGCCUCAAAAUGCAGAGAUCUGUGUUUUGGAGAGAGGAUCACAUGCAUGCGCCUUAACCAGUGACAUAACAAGGGAGUAGCAGACCUGCGAAGACAGGGUGCACGUUGAGAACCUGCUCCAUUCCCACAAUUGCCCAUGGACAGGGGCGUAGGACCUGUGGGUGGUGGUGGGGUGAGGCCCAGGCACUUUUGUCAGAAAGGGUUCUUUUCCCAUAUGCUUUUAUGAUUGCUUGUAAUUCCAAACCAAACAUGUUCAAUUUCUAAAAAUUUGGUUCAGCCAUUUGAUUAUUCCAGUAUCGUCCUCAGAAAAACAACCAUUUAUUAUUUCAAUUUCAUAAUGGCUUAAGUAAUAAUUUGUUGGAAAUGUUUCAUCAAUUUGGAAGCAGAUUAAGUGCAUCCCUGAUUUUGUAGCUCCCAUCUUACAUCUUUUACCAGUGAUUAUGUCUAAAUUGCCUUUAUAGCAAGUUUAAGCACAGUUUCUGAAUAUGUUGCAGAUUUUACAGAUUAGGGAUGCACCAAAUUUAGCAUUCAGUUCAGACAUUGGUCGAAUAACAGCAUCCAGCUUUCAUAUGAACCAUAUCUAAAGGAUGUGGCAUUUGCUCAAAUCUGGAUAUGCAAACUAGGUUUGGUAUUUCAGGAGGAUUUGGAAUAUGGCUGAACCCAAAAAUUAUGUACAUUUAUUAUACUGGUUAUUUAAAAUAGGCAACAAAUAUUUUGUAAAAUACAGUUAAACCUUAAUUUUAUUUCCUCGGAUAUUAUGGUUUUCUGCAAAUGAUGCUGGUUUUUGCAUUAUGAAGCGAUUUUACAGUUUCCCUGUACUGGCCUGGACUGUAUAUAGGGAAUAAUGUACCCAUAUUUUAAAAUAUAAGAUAUGACUCACUGAAACUUGUGUAUAAUAAAAAAAAAUAUAGUCCCCUAUUCUAAAACAUAUGAAUAUUAGAAGUCACCAAGAGGCAUAGGGGUACAACAGGGUAUACAGUAUUAUAUUACAAGUUUCAGUAACUUGUGACACAAAUUAUAUCAAGCUACUGAUUAUAAAAAAUAACGUCCCUUAGCACCAUUUAUAAAGGUAUAUUUUACAAGAUAUUAAUGGUUUCUUUUUAUUACAUCAGCCAAGCUUAGUGAUGUCACUGGAUCCGCUAAAACGUGUGUAUUACAAGAAAGUCAACUUGAGAUUCCAUGACUUGCAGCUCUAUGCCUUUGUAUGGUCAUGGAACUCUUUGGUACAUUAUUCCCUAUAAAUAAACAAAAAUUUAUAGAUUUGGUGCUGGUGCUCAAAGAACUCUAAACAGGAGAGAAAAUAAUGCUAGUCGUUUGAGUACUGUCAUUUUCUUGCCUGGUAAAUCUAACGUCACCAUAGUAAUAUAUAGUAUAAAAACAUGAGCCAGCUUAAAAAAACUGUAUAUGCGGCUACCCUUUAUAGUCAGAAUGGCAAAACCCCCAAGCUUAAAUUGUAAACGAAGUCUGAUAUUUUUUAUUUAAUUUUUCAGUAGAGAUGAUUUACAGUUCUGCUAUAAUCCAUCAGACAGAACCUAACUUUGAAUUCGUUUAUUAACGUACUGUAUUGAAAGCAUGCAUUGGGACAUCACCUGUUCAAGACAAUUAUGGCAUUUAGAGUAGGCCACAGUCAAAAGAUUGUUUGCUAACUGCCUUCCUCUUUCUGGCCUGCAACUGAAAAUGCUAUAUGAAGGUUGGGCUGAUUAACCACAAUUUUAGACAUAUUGAUUGUGGAGUGUAUAUUUGUAUUCAUGCCCUUGCUACCAAGACUAAGCCCUAAACUUUAUCCCAGGACCUGCUAAUGCUUAAGGCUAAUGCCAGAUGGGGGCUGAAAUCAGCCUGCUUAAGUACACCGGCCUAAAAUCAGACAUUCGCCUCCUCUUGUGCCUGUAACCGGAACCAUUGUGUUGGCUCGCGUUCUGGCACACUCGACUGAUCUUGGCAAAGAAACACGACUGCAUUCUCAUACUGAAAUCAGUACAGUGUGCCUACACCCGAGCAGACACAAACAGUGUUGGACUGGGAAAGCAGGGGCCCACCCAAAAACAUUUCACCAGGGGCCCACUCUCCUUCUCCUUACUUAUCCUCUGUUCUCCUAGUCCCUCUUUCUUUACAUACUAUAAUCUAGUAUUCCAUCUAUUUAGCCUCUUUGUUCUCAUACAAAUAGGGAAAUAUGGCAAAUGUUUAGCAGCAUGAGGGCCCAUUGACAACUGGGCCCACCACGACUUUUCCAGGUAUCCCAUUGGGCCAGUCCGACACUGGACACAAUGGUUCCGGGUGCAGGAAAAAGAGAAGGCUAAUGCCUGUGUAGGUGCUGAAAUACAACCUGCGUGUUUCAGCAGGCCAGUUUCAGCUCCUUUUGGGCAUGCAUUAUCCUAAGAAUAUUAACCUCAUCUGCUUGAUACAAUUACUGCUGUCUGCACUAUAUGUAUGUAUAAAAACAUAACAUUUUGAGCACCCUUUAUUAGAUGUAGGUAACUUUAGUGGUAAUAGUUUCCUCCCUCUACAUCACAUUAUACAUUAAGGACCUGUAUACAACUAAACUCUGUUAGGCCUGGUUUCCAUUUGGUUUCAGUAAAUGCUGCAUCAUUAUUAACUGUCAACAAAAUGUUGCCUAUUACAUUUGUAUACAUAUGUUUGUUUUUUUAAAAUUGAAUGUAAAAAUGUGUACAGUUUUAGAUAUUUAAUAUGUAGUAUUUUAAAUAUAUGUUUAAUUCAAGUUGUUUUAUUUUCCAGCUACAUAUUUUUAAGCUUUUUUGAGUCUGCUAUGCUCUUUUCAAAGAAAAAAGGAACAUUGGUUUUAUACUACAGAUUUAUUUUAAUGUCAUAUACAAAAAAAAUUUUAUGGAUUCUAGAAAUGUGCAGUCUAUAAAUAAAAUCUAAAAACAA
Xenopus laevis (African clawed frog) is the source of this 6335-nucleotide messenger RNA. RefSeq names its product inositol polyphosphate-5-phosphatase B L homeolog (gene inpp5b.L). Gene Ontology annotation, cellular component: phagocytic vesicle membrane; membrane; early endosome membrane. NCBI's taxonomy places the organism in Eukaryota, Metazoa, Chordata, Amphibia, Anura, Pipidae. The transcript is spliced from 24 exons. Gene Ontology annotation, molecular function: inositol phosphate phosphatase activity; phosphatidylinositol-4,5-bisphosphate 5-phosphatase activity; GTPase activator activity. Bases 120 to 2855 code for a protein of 911 amino acids. The record is from RefSeq and is a predicted model, not a curated record. Gene Ontology annotation, biological process: phosphatidylinositol metabolic process; phosphatidylinositol dephosphorylation; signal transduction.